Molecule: messenger RNA, 1131 nt
Organism: Varanus komodoensis (Komodo dragon)
Lineage: Eukaryota; Metazoa; Chordata; Lepidosauria; Squamata; Varanidae
Gene: MLLT11
Product: MLLT11 transcription factor 7 cofactor
Exons: 2
Coding region: 191-478 (95 amino acids)
Biological process (GO): positive regulation of release of cytochrome c from mitochondria; positive regulation of mitochondrial depolarization; positive regulation of DNA-templated transcription
Cellular component (GO): cytosol; nucleoplasm
Source: RefSeq, a predicted model, not a curated record
AGUUGGCGAUCGGCCCUGCUGGCUGGGGAUGAUGGGAACGGGUGUCCAGCCAUCCAGAGGGUUGUUUGGCUUUGCUCCUCUUUCUCCGUUGGACUUCAGCAAGCCACUAUUUAAUCUGUUUUAUUAUGAGUCUUUUGACGCUCCUGGUCCUUGAAAACAUCUCAGGGCUUUGCAGCCUCUCCUGCGAGCCAUGAGGGACACCGUGAACUCCCAGUACGAUUCCUUCCUCUACUGGCGGAUGCCCAUCCCCGAACUGGACCUGUCUGAGCUGCAGUGCCUCGGCUUGGCCGACGUGGCCGUCUGCAAGCCGAAGGGAGGCUACGGCGGCCUGGCCGUGGGCCGGAAGAAGCCGAGCGGCAGCCUCUCCCAAGGGGAAGACGGCGACGGUGAGGACCAGCAGCUUCUCCAGUUCAACAGCUUCAACUUCUGGAGGGCUCCCAUCGCCAGCGUCAGCCCCCUCGAUUUCGACCUCCUCUGAUUCGGCAACGUCUCUUCAUUCGCGUGGCGAGCGAGAGACCACCCCCCCGCCCCUUCGCCCCAAACGUUCCCUCCGUGGCGUGUCCGUCACAAGCACCCGCGACGCCCUCCCCGCCCUCCCCGUUGUGGUUGUCGUGGCUGCCGUGUGCCGGCCGGCUCCUUCCGAAGCGCCGCUCUGCCUGCCGGUCGCUCUGCCCGUCGGCCGGAAGGUGCUGCUCAAACGCAGGGCGGGCAGCAGCCGAGCCUCCAAGCUCGGGGCCUGGCACGCGCUCCCGGCCCCCGCGAAGGACCCCAGCAGGCCAGGACUGAGGGGGUGCUUCCCCGGGCCCCCCUCUCGCUUGGGCAUGGCACUGGCAGGGCAGGGAAUCCCAGCCAGCAGGCGCUCGGCCGCCCUGGCCGCUCCUCCGCCCGGGAAGGGCCGAGUUUUGCUCCGGAGCAUCCGGGCCUCGGGAGGGAGAGGUGGCGGGCGGCUGGCUUCCCCCCCAGCACACGCGGGGUCCCUCCAGCUCUCCUCUCUCUGGCUCCUGCUGCAGCGCAAACAGGCUAGCCCGGAGAGGGAGAGCGGAGGAAGUCCCCGGGGGCAGAGCAGCGGCCCGGCCAGGUGAGGUGCUGGCUCUUGGAGGCAUGCGGAAUUAAAAUACAAAACACACCCGA